UACCCUAAAAUUAUUAUUACUAUUAUUUAUUCCCCCCGCGAAAGUUAAAGUGACACCUGUCUAGGCAACGAAUGUUUUCGUUUUCCGAACCCGUACACCCGCAUUCAACUUUCACAAAACAAAAGACUCAUAUCAAUUGUCUUUAAUUAUUUUUUUUUAUUUUAUAAAACUAUAUUAUUUAAUUUAAAAAUUAAUCACGGAUAGUUUGUACCAGAGCACUCUUGUCCACAGCAAAAUAAUGCUGGAGACAAGAUCAGCGGUUUACAAAAUGUUGCAGCCAUCAGCGAGUGAAGAAAGAAGGAUUGUUAAAUGGCCGCCUCCAUAUUCUAUGACUAUGACACCUUACCAGGAAAGAGAUUUUGAUGUAACAGUACGCCGGGCAUGUUUGUCAGUAUCUAGUGCUCCCAGAAUAUCAAAACUUAUUGUCCUCGGUGAUGUUGCUGUUGGUAAAACUUCACUGGUCAAUGUUUUUUGUCACAAAAAAUAUAAUAAUAAUUACAAACCUACUAUUGGGGUUGAUUUUGAAGUUGAGAGAUUUGAUAUUCUCAAUGUUCCCUUCAAUUUACAAAUAUGGGAUACUGCAGGCCAAGAACGUUUUAAAGCAAUAGCAGCGUCCUAUUACCGUGGUGCCAAUAUCAUAAUGCUCGUAUUUGAUUUAACAAGUUUACUAUCACUGUCUCAUUGCAAGCAAUGGUUGGAAGAAGCUGCUAGAUCAAAUACUGGAAAUUAUUUUGUAUUUCUUGUCGGUACUAAAAGAGAUUUAAUGUCGACCCAAGUUUACGAGAUAGUAGAAAAACGUGCCAUCACAAUCGCCGAGUCUUUGAAAGCCGAAUACUGGUCAGUUUCUUCAAAAACCAACGACGGAAUCACCGAAUUAUUUUCCCGUAUCGCAGCUCUAUCAUUUAGCGCCGCCAUUAUCCGGGAGCUUAAUUCUACAAAACAGGAGCAAAAAAUAGGAACAAAUUUAAUCACAUUGAAGCGUCAUGAACCUGAAAUAGAAAAAAAAAGCAAGUUUAUUAAAUGGCCGUCAUGCUUCAACUGACUGUAAAUAAUAAAAAAAGAUCAUUUAUAUCAAUAAAUAAGUUAUAAUUACCAACAAAGUGGAUCCAGGAAAUACCAAGAUUGAAGAUCCAAGAUAAAGUUUCCCCUUCUUUUUCCUUACUCACCAAAACUAUCCAUGCAGUCUUCUGUCAGAUCGUCAGCAGUCGGUUUUUAUCCGUCGCCGGGAAAGGUGUUAGCCAUUGUACCUCAUAUCACUGUUAUAUCAUCCUCAUCCACUCCAGUGAACCAUCACCCGUGAAUAAAAUUUAUCAUCUUAUAUUAAAGUGACUGAAAACGUAAAACGUCACCAGUUUA
Messenger RNA from Cotesia glomerata, 1356 nucleotides. It is a transcript of the gene RabX5, whose product is annotated as ras-related protein Rab-34. Gene Ontology annotation, molecular function: GTP binding; GTPase activity. Bases 239 to 1042 code for a protein of 267 amino acids. NCBI's taxonomy places the organism in Eukaryota, Metazoa, Arthropoda, Insecta, Hymenoptera, Braconidae. The transcript has 5 exons. The record is from RefSeq and is a predicted model, not a curated record.